Messenger RNA from Psilocybe cubensis, 3804 nucleotides. RefSeq lists its product as uncharacterized. The coding region runs from base 1 to 3804 and encodes 1267 amino acids. Lineage: Eukaryota; Fungi; Basidiomycota; Agaricomycetes; Agaricales; Agrocybaceae. The transcript has 3 exons. The record is from RefSeq and is a predicted model, not a curated record.
AUGACUGCUGCGAGACAGAUGGCGGUGGAGAGUCUGAAUAUCCAAGCGGCGUCCCGUGCUGAGCAGCGCAAGCAGCGCCUUCUGGAAGCUGAGCUCGAGCAGGCCGCUGAAGAGGCCGAGGCGCUGCAUAUGACUGAGGAACAAAGACAGCUGCUGAUGCAGCCUUUUCUGAGCGUCAAAGCUGAAUUCGCGGAUCUGGACGGGCUGCGCUGGACACAUGCCGCUCUCAGUUUGUUGCAGCCCAAAUCUCCUGCGUACAUAGUACGCAACAACACAGACACCGUUCGACCCCCUCCAUCCUCUUCUUCCACUCAUGCGCGUCUGCCGAUCCCGACCUCCCAACAUACACACACCCCGUCUGCGUCCCCGACUGCCGGUGUGUCUACACCCACCAACCCACCCACCCUCCCGCGCACACCGAACGGCCUGCCCAUCUCCGCAGCCGCCAUGCGCGCCCUCGGGUUCGACGUCGGAGUAGGCGUCGACGCUGCGAAUACGAGUAUGGGUGCAACUAGUUCCAGUAUAUCCACCACCACUCCUCCUCCUACUACUACUACUACGGAUACAACUACGGAUACAACUACGACUACCAAUAUCCCUAUACACUCCCGACAAAAACUUACCCCCGUUCCCGUUCCGCACCCCAAACACAAACACCCACCUAACCUCAAACACAUACCAACUACCCAAGGAGGAUGGAAAGGGAGUACGGAUGAAGUUGUUGAAAUGGACGAGGAGGGGGGGUGGGACUCGGACUCUGACUCGGAUUCUAGCUCUGAUGUAGGUGGGGGUGGUGGUGGUGGAGGGGUUGGUGUUGAAGAAGAUGAUGGAGAUGGAGAAGAAGAUGAAGACGAGGAGGAAGAUGGAGAGGAAGAAGAUGAGGAGGAAGAGUUCGACGAGUUCGACGAGUUUGAUCUCGGAGAUGGAGAUGGAGAUGGAGAUGGCGAAUGUGAAUGCGAGGAGUGCGAAGAGCGCGAGCAGUGUGAAGAAUUCGAGGAGUGCGAAGAAGAAGAACGCCUCAACCUCAACCUCAACCUCAACCUCAACCUCGACCUCGACUCAGAUCCAGACACGUACGCGGAUCUGGACGGCGAAGGUGAAGAUAUAACUCUGCGGAUACAGCUACCGCGCGACGUCGGUGGUGCUGGCGGUGGCGGGGGUGCUGCGGGUGCCUUAUCCUCACUCUCCACCUUCUCAUCUUCCUCCUCAACAUCUUCCUCACUCUCCUCUUCCUCCACACUCCAACCUACACACGCACCCGCACCCGCACACGCACCCGCACCCACACACGCACCCGUCCUGCCACAGCGACUCCAACCUACACUGUCCCUCGCCGUCGCACAAAAGGCUGCACACCACACGAACCACGCGCGGAACACGCGGAACACGCGCACGUACACACACGCGUCGCCGCUUGGUCUCACACCUGCAUACCCACCCGCACCCGUACCCGCUCCCGGCCCAGCGCCAGCGCCAGCGCCAGCGAAUGCGAAUGCGAAUGGGAACGCGAAUGGGAACAAGAACGCGAGGACAACGAACGAAACGAUGGCGACGAACGCGAACUCGAAUGGGAACGCGAACACGACCGAGCACGCGAAGGAGCAGACGAACGGGAAGACGAUGGCGAGGAUGGCGAACGAGAAGACGAACGCGAACGCGACGACGAGGAUGGAGUUUGUGGGUAUGGGAUCUGGCUCUGGCUCUGGCUCUCGUACGAACACGGCGACAGCGACAGCAAUAGGGACAGCGAUAGGGACAGGCACAAGCACGGCAAGCGGGGCGAAGAGACAGCUGAAGCGCGAGGAGACGCUCGUGGGGGGUGCGUUUUCAGGUGCGUUUUCGGGUGCUAAUGCGAGUGGGAACGGGAGAGGACGCGCGUUGAUGCGCGAGGAGCGCGUUGUUUUUUCUUCCGGUUCGGGGUCGAGUUUGGCGCCUAGUUCGGGUUCGGGUUCGGGGUCGAGGAUGAGGAUGAGUGCUGGGUCGAGUGCGGGGUCGACGCGAACACCUGCAGAGACGCAAACUCGAGAGCAGGCACCCAAACAAGCACCCAAGCAAAAGUCGUCUAUGAGGGUGAUAGGGAGUGGUACGAGGGCGAGGGUGGGAUCUUCCGGCUCAGUAUCGUCCAGCUCGGCAUCCCGCUCCAGCUCAGUAUCCUCCAGCUCAGCAUCCUCCAGCUCAAACUCCAGCUCAAACUCAAGAUUAUCCCCCUCCGGUUCAGCAUCCCCCUCAAGCUCGGCAUCCUCCAGCUCAGUAUCCCGCUCCAGCUCAACAUCUUCCAGCUCAGCAUCCCCAUCCCCGCACCCAUCCCCAUCCCCGCACCCAUCCCCAUCCCCGCACCCAUCCCCAUCCCCAUCCCCGCACCCAUCCUCAAACCCGUACACUACAAAGAUGACGAAGAGAAAACCACUCGCAGAGUCAGAUAGGACUCGGACGUUGAGACAGGCUGAUUUUGGCCCACGUUUUGGGGCGGGUUCGGGCGGGGCUGGGUCUUCAGCGGUGCCAACGACGGUCGAGGAUCAUGCGGAGGAUGCCGAAGGAGAGGAUGCCGAAGGAGAGGGAGAAGAAGGAGAAGGAGAAGAAGAGGAAGGAGAAGAAGGAGAAGGGGAAGGGGAAGGGGAGGAUAUAACAUCCCUCCUUCUCCUCCCGCCUCCUCCUCGCUCUUUCUCUCGUUCUUUGGCGGGUAUGGGUGCCAGCGCCGGUGCCAGCCCGGAUGUGGGUGUGGGUGUGGGUGUAGGAGAGCCGGGGAGAAGCACAGGGACGCGGUCCUCGUCCUCAUCGUUCUCUUCCUCGAAACAGGCUUUGAUGCCUGAGCGCGAGGGCGAGUCUGAGGUUAGGGGCUCAGAAGGGAGGGGAGGUUCGUCGGGGUCAGAGUCGGCGUCGGCGGCAGCGUCACGCGUGAGCGCAAAUACGGGCACUGGCACAGGAGCAGGAACAAAUGCGGGCUCUGGCGCAGCAGGAGCAACGCAAUCGGCAUACGCGCGUCUACGCGCCCUCUUGAAUGAUGAGCGUGCCGAGCUGGCUGAGCUAGCUGGGCUUGGUGUUGGUAUUGGUAAGGGUAAGGAGAAUGGUGUGGCGUCGGUACAGCCGGCGCCGCCUAGACUCGUGUCUCCGCCUUCACCUGGACAUGGACACGUGGAGGAGGAGGAGGAUGAGGAAGAGGGCGGGAUGAUUUAUUCUACAGCUCCGUCGUCUUCGUCUUCGUCUUCGUCUUCGUCUUUCGUGUCCGCGUCGAGGUUGGAAUCGAGAUCGAAUUCGAGAUCAAGUUUGACAGCGACUUCGACUUCGACUUCGACUUCGACAGCGUCAACGACAGCGUCAACGACAACGACAGCGUCAACGACAGCGUCAACGACAGUGGAAAAGACAGUGACAACGACUCGGACAACGAUAUUGGAAAAGACAGCGUCAACGACAACGACACCACUCCCACAAUUACAGCUCCACAUACGACCUUCCUAUCCCUCGCCUUUUCCUCUCCCUAUGAAUGCGCAUGUUGGAUCGCAUGGGUCGUACGACGUUCAUAAUGCACUUGAUGUCCGUAACGCGCACAACGUCCAUAGCGCCCUUGACGUUUAUAACGCGCACAAAUCCUACGUGUACACCCACUCCGCCGACGACGACGGCGACGGGUAUGGUGACGGCGAGGGUGAAGUGUGUGGUACGGAUGACCAUGAAUACGACGACGACGAGACGCCGAUGCCUAGUCCUGUUGAACCUCGACAUGGACAUGGUGGUGGGGGAUGUGAAGGUGGGAAGAGUGUGCGCUAUGGAUUCGGGUUCGGGUAUGGGUUUGGGGAGCGAUGA